GAGCGCAGCGCCUCUGCCGCGAGUCCUUGACGGGGGAAGUCGCCCUCUGAGCCCGGGGGAAAGAGUGCCGGAGCAGGCGGCUCUUUGCAGCCCCGGAUCUGGAGUCUUGGAGAGGACCGGUUCGUCCCCCUCCGGCGGAGCGAUCUGGCUUUGAAAGUCAGAGUGACAUGGUGCAGCUGAAGAGAGGAACGAGACAUCCAUCCUUGGCUCCAGUUUGGGUAAACCUGUGAAAGUUGCCCUCAGGCUCGCCGGGUUCCUCACCAUGGCUAAGAGCGCUGAAGUGAAGCUGGCCAUCUUCGGGCGAGCGGGAGUCGGGAAGUCAGCUCUCGUUGUGCGCUUCCUAACCAAGCGAUUCAUCUGGGAGUACGAUCCGACGCUUGGUAAAACAAACUUCUGACAUCUCUUUAUGUCUGUUCACCACAAACACGCUUCCGUCAUUUCUGUUUCCAAACAGGAAGAUGCCAUUCAGAGAGAAGGACACGUGCGGUGGGGCGAAGGCUUCGUGCUGGUUUAUGACAUCACCGACCGGGGGAGCUUUGAAGAAGUCCUUCCACUUAAGAACUUGCUGGACGAAGUUAAAAAACCCAAGAAUGUUACUUUGAUCCUAGUCGGGAACAAAGCAGAUCUGGACCACUCCAGGCAGGUCAGCACCGAAGAAGGGGAAAAGCUGGCCACCGAACUUGCUUGCGCCUUCUACGAAUGUUCGGCGUGUACGGGCGGAGGCAACAUCAUGGAAGCCUUUUAUGAGCUUUGCCGGGAAGUGCGGCGUCGCAAGAUGGUUCAGGGCAAGACCCGGAGACGGAGUUCCACCACUCACGUCAAGCAAGCGAUUAACAAGAUGCUCACCAAAAUCAGCAGCUAAACUAUUUUUUCCCUCAAAAUAUUAUUGUAAAGCAGGUUAAUCUUGGGCAGAGAGAGAUUUUAAGGGUAGGUGGGAGUCAGUCAACAAGGUAGUUAACGCUUUGUGCUUGUUUAACUAUCCCAUGUUCUUCCUCCGUAGGUUAGGAGAAGCGAAGCAAGCUCCUACGCUCAUCCCUCCAGUCUACCUUUUAAAAUCCAUUCACACUGGGGCUGCCAGUUGGGAAAUUCCUGUGGUUUUGGGUUUGGGGCAGGGUGGGGCCUCAGAGGGGGCUGAUGCUGUGGAGUCCACCUUCCAAAGUAGACAUUUUCCCCGGGGGAGCUGACCUCUGUUACCUGGAAAUCAGUUGUAAUCCUGGGAGAUAUCCAGGCUCCACCUGGAAAUUGGCAUCUGUAAUUCACAGGAAAGAUGAGCAGCUGGGAAUGCAUCGAAUAGUGUCAGAGUGGGGGUUGAUCUCCAUCUCAACCUGUCUACUGCUGUAGUUCUAGGUAAAUAAAUCCUGUUCCACACUGGGUGAGAACAGAUGACCUUUUGAUACUAGUCAGCCUACUGUAGAGAUUGCAAAUGCCUUAACAGUCCAGGUGCUCGGGAGCAACAGCCGCAGAAGGCCAUUGCUUUCACAUCCUGCAUGUGAGCUCCCAAAGGCACCUGGUGGGCCACUGCAAGUAGCAGAGAGCUGGACUAGAUGGACUCUGGUCUGAUCCAGCUGGCUAGUUCUUAUGUAGUGUACAUAGGGUCUUUGGGGCAGUCAUCUGUAACCUCUGGCUGAAUGGUAAGAAGACUUUUACUCACCCAUUCAUAACCAAUCAGAAAUCCAAGAACAAAAGGGAAUGGUUAAAUUCUCCUCCAUGAUUUGUAGGACAUUACAAGAGACCGGUUAAACCAACUGGCUCCAUGUUUGAAAUGGUAAAUUACCACUUGAUAAAUGCUAAUCUGUGGCCUGGUCUAUACAUUCAGCAGGUGGUCACAUUUUGAGGUGGUAGAGCGACCAGCACCACUUUAGAAGAGAGUGGGGGGGGGGGGUCACAUGAUUAGCUCUCCCCUCAUUUAAGAAUUCCCCGCAGAUUAAACAUUUGUAUGUCAGGGUGGAAGGUUGCAUCAUAGCCUUUUGCUUGUUCGGCUGGUAUUUUCCCCACAAUGAGUUCUGGGCCCAAGGCCUCUCAACCCCCAGAAAACGUAGCAGAUAUUAUUCUGAUUUCACCUAACUUUGUUCUGCUUCUGACGACCUUCCAGAUUCCCCCCCCCCCCCCGCCCCAGUUCUGCUACAGGCUUCCCCCAAACUGCUUUGUUUUAGACUUUGCUGAAGGAUCAUUUGGGGAAAGCGUGGAUGAGAAACUCGGUUUCUACAGCUUUCCAUCUAUAUCUGGUGCCACAUCGAACAUCUUUCCCCUCACACCUGCCGUUUCUAUUGAGAGCCAGUACGGUAUAGUCGUCAAGAGUGUUGGACUAGUAUGUGGAAGACCCAGGUUCAAUCCUCCACUCAGCCACGGAAGCUUGUGGUCAGGCACACACUUUCAGCCUAACCUACUUCACAGGGUUGUUGUGAGCAUAAAAUGGAGAAGCGAAUGUAAGCCACUUUGGGUCUCCAUUGGCAGGAUAUACAUAAAGUUUAAUAAAAUGGCACCUCGCCCUCUGGAGGUGGAUGAAGGAAUGGCGAGCAGAAGGCAAAGGAACAGAAAGAACAAAAAUGGUUGUUUAUUAUAUAAAUUGAUUAUGUACACAUAUAUAAAGAAAAAAAUGAAUAUAAUAUAUGAGAGGCAUCAUUUUGUACUUUUGCCUCCCCCCUCUUUAAAAAAAAACCCAGGAGAGUCUGGAGGGCAGAAAUUUCACUUCUACUAAAACCCGGAAGUGAUGUCGUCAAUUCUGUAGGAUUUCAGUGGCAAAAUUCUAGAUCAUUGGUAACAUCACUUCUGGGUUGGAAGUGCAUCAAUUACCCCCUCCCCCCAUUUUUCUCCUGACGCUUAUUUCAGCAUUGUUGAGAUACAGGUGUUUCUUCAGGAAUUUGCCCUCUGAAAACAGGGAUCCUUACAAUAAAUGCAUUUUUAAAAAAACAGGUCUUGGUCAGUCAGUCUUCAGUGCACAAAUGGGACAUAGAUCCCAAUUUUAUGCAUUUGUGCUCAAAAGUAAGGCCCAUCUGCAGGGCUACCACCAACUCUGAUUUUUUUUAAAAAAAAUAUUUGGGCAAGGCUAGGAAGAAGGAACUUUGUGGUCAGGGAGUAUCCUAAAGAAGGCCCACAAUUAUUUCUGCCAAUCUUGGGAGCAGAGCCAAGGUGCGUAUCCACACUGAUGGUCCUGUUUUUCAACCUAUAGCUCUAGAGCUAAAUGUGGAUUGGUACAGAAUCAAGUGUGGGCUUUUGUAAAAAAAAAAUGAAUGCUUUAUGUUAAGAUAUACGGGAGAAGUAAUGGGGAUGCUAGAAUGUAAAAGAAUUUACUCGAAGCCCUGACCGGGCUGGCCCAGGCUAGCCUGAUCUCUUCUGAUCUCAGAAGUUAAGUGUGUUGGCCUUGGUUAGGAAUUGAAUGGGAGAUCACCAAGGAAUACUAGGAUUGCUAGACAGAGGGAGGCAGUGGCAAACCACCUCUGUUAGACUCGCCUUGAAAACCCUACCGGAUUGCCAUAAGUCGGCUGCAACUUGAUGGCACUUUACACCCACACAUACACACACUCAGAGGACUAUAUUGGAACUACAAGGGUUUCUUAACGUUACUUUACAGAAAGAAUGAUAAGAGGAUUAACCAUAGAGUUUGGGCUGAAUGCUAGAGUGUUUCCAGCAAUGGGCUGACUGACAUCAUUUCCAGUCAGCAUUCCAGGACGCUGACAGCUGUCCCUCCCAUCUCCCAUUGGAGGCGGGAGAUUCUCCAUCCCCAGCAGGAACCUGGCAAGCCUAACGAACAGUAAUAAGACUGCACAUUGUAACGUAAAUGGAUCUUCUUACGUCAAGCUGUUUCGUGAGGUCUUGCUGUGAACGUUGGUGUGGUUUGGCUCUUUAAUUGGAAAAAGCUUUAAUUGUAAAAAGGUUCCCGUCUUAUAUGAUGAACAGCUAAAAUGUAGAGAAAAUGGCCACUUUAGGGGGUAGAUUAUAUGGCAUUAUGAUACCCCAAUGAAGUCCCUCCCCAGACCCAUGGCCCCCAGGCUCCACCCCCAAGAUUCCAUCACUUUCUCAACCCAGGGUUUGCAACCAUAAUUCACAACUUCAAUUACUUUGAUUCAAACAGGAUAGGGUGUGGUACAGCUUUUGUCCUCAUUGGUUAAGGAAGAGCCGAUUUCGAAUCCUUGCCCAUCUUCAAAGGUUAGCCCUUGAUGAAUCUCUCUCUCUCCUCUCUUAUUCUAACCUACCUCACAGGAUUGUUGUGAGGAUGAAUGAAGUCGGAAGUUGUAACGCUACUUGUACACUGAGAACUGUCGUCAAACCAAUCUGUGUGUAAACUGCUUUGUAAAUCGCAGUCCGGGAACAGAUGUCAAAUGCCGAGCAACAGCCUCUUUGCCGUGCCAGAUAUGUAGGGACUCUGUUUUGGAAUAUGUCUCCAUGCUCAAAUCUCCCUGUGCAUAGAAAUCUAGAAUAUCAGGGAGAAUGCUUCUCAGCUAGCUUUUUUAAUAUACAUGCUAGCAUUGUAAAUAACGAUGGCAUGAGGGAUUAUUUUUUCAAACGAAAACACCCCCCCGGGCUUAUCUGAAGUGGCACAGAGUGUACCACCUGCCACCGUGCUCUUUGUCUGACUUCAUUCUCAGCGAAGAAAAUCAUUUUUUCAGUGAACUGGCAGUGUUUGAAUCACGCAAGGCAACCAAAAAGAAAAUGACUUCGACCUCUAUUAUCUACAUUUUGUUCUAGAAAUUACUACUUUCAAUUCUCAUUUAUCUUUUCUUUUAUUGUUUCCCUUGGAGGGUGGGAAUUGUCUUUGGCAGACCGCCGUCGCACUUCUUUGCACUGGCGAGGGAAAAGGUCCAAGGGAGUCCUACCGAAUGGGUAUGAUGGGGCUUUUUUAAAAAAAAAUGGCUCAAGCUAUUUAUGUAUCUUUAACAAAGAAAUCGUGUUUAUAAAAUAUAGAGGCUUUUAACUGAACAAUACUCCUCAGCGGUUUGGCAUAGCUGACUUUAUUUUCCUUGAAAAUGUAAAUCUAUAUAAUAAAACUGUCCUUUUAAAAGUG
Messenger RNA from Sphaerodactylus townsendi, 5002 nucleotides. It is a transcript of the gene RERG, whose product is annotated as RAS like estrogen regulated growth inhibitor. The record is from RefSeq and is a predicted model, not a curated record. Gene Ontology annotation, molecular function: GTP binding; GTPase activity. The transcript has 5 exons. NCBI's taxonomy places the organism in Eukaryota, Metazoa, Chordata, Lepidosauria, Squamata, Sphaerodactylidae.